Molecule: messenger RNA, 4002 nt
Organism: Haliotis rufescens (red abalone)
Lineage: Eukaryota; Metazoa; Mollusca; Gastropoda; Lepetellida; Haliotidae
Product: protein toll-like
Exons: 2
Coding region: 145-3651 (1168 amino acids)
Biological process (GO): signal transduction
Molecular function (GO): protein binding
Source: RefSeq, a predicted model, not a curated record
GGGCGCCCCAUACCGGAUAUUCAUAUGUUCAAUCGCUGGAAAACAAGUGGCAUCUUGGCAGUCCACAGCAACAGGACACACGUGGAGUAGAUGCUGUAUAACACACACAUUCAUGACGUGUUCAGAUCGGUCCACUGAUACACAAUGUUAGUAUCACUGCUGUACGUCAUCCUGGCAGGCCUCUCCAUCCUCUCUACCCCUGUAUCAUCAAUACAAAGAUGCCAAGUCGCUGAAAGGAGCUUUAACAUAUCCGCUACCUAUAUGAUCCACAAGACGGAAAAACGCGUGUACGUUCACACGUUUGUCAUUCAAUCUGUAGAGGGGGAUCAGUCUAAUGACACUGAAUGUUUCAUUGAAGCUGCUGAUGUCUUCAAAGAUGAACAAAAUUAUUCGGGAUCCCGAAUACGAGCUUAUGCAUUUUUGUGUGGGAAACCAACCAACAUCAUCAUCAACGGAACAUAUCCUGCUCUAAAAGAAGUAAUAUCGUACGUUCAAAUUCAGAAUUGUGAUUUGAGUUUGGAAAGUCUGAAUAUAAUUGCCAAUACCACAAGUGUAACGGUGUUGAAUAUCGUCUGGCAGUCGGCCUUGUUGGCUUCAUCUGACCCACGACAAUGCGCUGCUCUUGACGGAGUUGGAACAUUGAUGAUCUCAAACAAGCGAUACCCUUCUCUAGAUAUGGAAGUCUUCUUUGCUUGCAAGGACCAUUUGUCGUUCAUGGCGGAAAUGAUACUGAGGAACCUGUCUCUUACUGAGCUACCAGCAGAAUUAUUCCAACAUAUGCCGACACUACAAGGACUGGAUCUAUCAGUGAACAAUUUCACCAUUCCUCCAGAAUUUCCUUGGGAUAACAGCACUCGAGAUCUGCCACGAAACCUAACAAGAACCACUUUUUUCCAGAAUCAGUAUACAUAUGGAAUCGUUGAAAUGUCGGCUCGUGAAUAUAGGCGCGAGUUUAGGCUGGACUAUAACCCUCAUCUUAACCUCACAGGAUACAACUUUAGAGGGUAUCUACAAAUGCUUUCCUUGGAAGGAUGUAACUUGGAGUCGUUGCAACCUGGUGUGUUUUAUGAGGUGGAUGGACUUCAAUAUCUUAAUCUUGCACAGAAUCAGCUUGAAAGUAUCCCCCCGGGAUUAUUUCAGAAAGCAUCAGAAUUACGCAAGCUUGAACUACAAGGGAACAAACUGACAGAGCUACAGGCAGGUGUAUUCCAGGGACUUCAUGACUUAGUUCGCCUAGAUCUGAGCAACAACGGCCUCUCUCUUCUAGGAGAUAGGUUGUUUGAUGGAUUAUUCAAACUCGAGAAGUUGGACCUCAAGAACAACAAGCUGACGCAUAUAAACAGUAACGCCUUCUCGAAACUUUUAGUAAAUUUAAAAGUAGUCGAUCUGGAAAAUAAUCCACUAACACAUAUUCCGGAGAGUCUGUUGCUGUUGAGAAGUCUGUAUGAUAUCCGGAUGAAAGGACACAACAUCACAGAUCUCGACUUUUCAAAGCUUGACCAUGCAAUUCCAUAUGAUCGGCUGAAAUAUACCUUGGUGGACUCAGUCAGUAAUGGUAACCCGGACUUGGAUAGGCCAUCCGACGGAUUGAGGGCUGUUGACUUGUCUGAUGGCAGCAUCCAAACGAUAUCCUUCACUCCUGCGGACAAAUACACACCUAUCAAAAUCAGCUUGCUUCUCAAGCAUUAUAAAUUCAUUCUUCAUAAUAAUCCUAUCAGAUGUGACUGUAACAUUCUGAACUUCACAACUUAUGUGAGGGAACUCAAAGAGAAUGGAUCAAUAGCUGGGACUGAUCUUCCUGUUAAGGUUUAUGGGACUGAAUUUGCUUAUGAUGCUUGGACAUGUUCACAGCCACAGGAACUAUCCGGAAGGAAGGUGCUGCUUCUUGAAGACGAUGAAACAUAUUGCCUUUCGAACACAACACAAUGUCCACUAAACUGCUCAUGUUACGAACGAUCCAUUAGUAGAUUGAACAUUGUAGACUGUAGAGGAAUUGGACUGACCGAAGCUCCAAAAACUCUUCCUCCUGGAGACACUGAGCUUUGGCUUCAAGACAACCACAUCAGGAACUUUUUGAUUGGGAGAGAACUGAGUCAGAGAUUAGUGGAACUUAAUUUAGAGAGAAAUGGGCUUGAAAAGUUAAAUCCGACAUGCCUUUCCCAUAUGGGGAAGCUAGAGAGGUUAUAUAUCCAAGAUAAUGUUUUGGCAAACAUCCCUCCAGAAAUCCAGGAGAUGAAUUUGAAAAGUAUAAAGCUUGGAGGAAAUCCCUUGCAGUGUGACUGUCAUUCGCUGUGGAUGAAACAAUGGCUCGUCGCAAACCAUGAAUAUGUUGAAGAUUCUUUUGACGUCAAGUGUGUUAAUUUUGUUGAAGAUAUCGGAAGGAAUAUCUUUGCAGUUCCCGAUGGAGAUUUCAUAUGUGAGGAAAUACCUAUUCAUAAAGUAGCAGUGCCUAUCGCAGUGCCUACAGUGAUUGUGCUAUUUAUGUUGGUCUUGUCACUGGUGUUGUUCAUUCACUGGGAUGACUUCAAAGUAUUUCUGUAUGUUCACACCGGUAUACAUCCAUUUGACAAGAAAGACCCCAGUGGAAUAAUGUGUUAUGAUGCUUUCGUGGUAUAUCCCGCCUAUUUGUCUGACUGGGCUCAAGAAAACGUUGUGAAUCCCCUCAAGACCAAGCACCGUUACAAGGUGUAUGAUGUGGCAAACGAUUUCAAAUUUGGACAUUCAUUACAGGAGAAUAUUCAGCAUGGUGUCGCUUUAAGUAAGAGAAUUGUUUUAGUUCUUGGAGAACAAUCCGAAUCCGACUCCAUGAUGCAAAUAGCUGUGGAAGCAGGUCUCGAGAAGAGCCGAGGGGAAAAGGCCAACUUUCUGGUACCGAUUCUUCACAAUGCUGUGCCUAAGAACUUUGACAAUGAACAGCUUCAUAAAUACUUCAAAGCAGGGAAAUAUGUGAACGAGUCAAGCGAUCAUUUCUUAAAACGGUUACUCUACUACAUGCCCACCAAACAAGUUAAUUCUCAAGAAGUCACGGAAACAGUUAACCUGGCAUUUGAAGACCAAACUGACUUGACAGAAACAGCCACGGUGAAUGACAUACACGUAGAUAUCCACAAAGAAGGUAACACUAAUAUGACAAUGGUUAUUCAACCAGCCGCAUUGCCUCAGCCUGACCUGGUUGAAGAUACAAAACAAGGGUCAACCGUCUUUGUGUGGUAUGCAGAUUCAGAUUUUCCAUUCAUGAUGGAAAAGAUUGUGAAUCCUAUGGAAGCCGAAGGUCAUAGCUUCAUCUUGGCUGACAAAAGUUUCAUCCCAGGAGCAGCUGUCCAAGAAAACAUCCUUCAUGCUGUGGAGGACAGUGACAGGACUAUUAUCAUUCUCUCGCAGGAGUCAGUUAUCGAUGAAUGGAUUUUGUUUGUGUUCAGGUUUGCAAGUGAGCGUCAGAUGGUGGACAGAUCCUUCAUGGCUGGAAUGGUGGUCAGGGAGGGAAUGCUGAAUGUCCCGUGUGACGAGGAGAUUGUGAAGCAUUUGCUGGCCUAUCAACCACUUAGUGAGAAGGAUUGUGCCUUCCACAAGAAACUUCGGACAUUUGUUGGACCACGUGUGCGGAACUGUAGACAGAACCGUUCUCAAGACAAACUGAACUGUGACGUAUGAUACGCUUAAGAUAAAUGGCAUUAUGAUGGAAUACUCACAGUUAUCUUCUUCCUUGUGUGCAGAACUAUGGAAACAACUGUUCACAAGACUGAACUGUAUUACUCUACAAACAUAUUUACAGUGAAUUAGUGUGGAAAAGUGUUCGAGCACAAGGUUCCGGAGUCGCUGGACAAACCGCUCAUUUGGGUACAGUAUCGCGGCAACUGUUUGAUAAUCACAUGAAGAACUUGUGGCCGAGUCGUCUAAGGCGCCGCGAUUCGCUGUGCAGAGUUGCGUCCCUUGGUCACGCCAGAAACCUAUGAUUGUGGGUUCGAAUCCCGGUUCGCCCCGAUUAUGUUUCUAGGGUUGUCA